AUGGCCCUUGUGUGUGUGAUGGGAGAUUUUUCUGCAGUGGAAUUAGAGAAGAUGGUUCUAUUGGAUGGCAUGGGUGAUGCAUGCCGAAUGCCCCGCCGUACAGCCGCUGAACGUCGAGCGCGGCCGAAGUGGGCCAACGAGAGCGCGCACAGGGCGAUCAGGAAGCAUCCAGACGAACUGCAGCGCUCCCGUUCCCAGCUCAAGAAGAUGCAGGCCUCCCUCCCAGAGUUCUUCGGCAACGGCGAGCUCUGGGACAGGCCCCUUGCGAUUGUCCCGGCCUCGCCCUUCUGGCCGAGCAGGCCCCAUAGCACCUGGACGUGCUGA
This is a messenger RNA of Prorocentrum cordatum, 324 nucleotides long. The record is from the annotation of a GenBank genome assembly. NCBI's taxonomy places the organism in Eukaryota, Dinophyceae, Prorocentrales, Prorocentraceae.